Messenger RNA from Sphaeroforma arctica JP610, 158 nucleotides. RefSeq lists its product as hypothetical. The transcript has a single exon. The record is from RefSeq and is a predicted model, not a curated record. Lineage: Eukaryota; Ichthyosporea; Ichthyophonida. The annotation marks the transcript as partial.
CGGACCUGUUGAGAAGAAUGAAAUACACCUCAGCGAUCGGUUCGCUUAUCCGCAAACGAGUCGCCACAGGCGCUAAGCUUAUGACGCCCUUCAUGUCUGUGCUGCUGAUGGGAUUAUUCAACAUAGGCCUGUUGGAUGUAAGUCUCAGUGGUGUGUAG